Molecule: messenger RNA, 1679 nt
Organism: Danio rerio (zebrafish)
Lineage: Eukaryota; Metazoa; Chordata; Actinopteri; Cypriniformes; Danionidae
Source: RefSeq, a predicted model, not a curated record
AAUACAGAUACACUCUUUUCUUUUUAUAAUAAUCAGAAACUUAUUUCAACAUCACUGCUUGUGAUUUGUCUUAUGAUGUUUGUCAUAUCCUCAAUUUCUCAAUAAAUAAAAUAAACAGGAACCACAACUCUGAGAAGAACAAAGAUAAACUCUUACAGGAAGGAUUUUCUGAACUGUUGACUUGCGAACAGGCGACAGCCCAUCCUGUUUCAGCGUUUCCCAUUGUUAAAAGCAAACAUACUGGAGCUCAAACUGGGAAAAUGGCUUCGCUUUCUGAUGAUUUUUCGUGUCCCGUGUGCUGUGAAAUCUUCAAGGAUCCAGUUUUUCUGUCGUGCAGUCACAGUUUCUGUAAAAAGUGUCUUCAGCAGUACUGGAGUACCACGGAAACUGAAGAGUGUCCUGUUUGCCGGAGAAAAUCCUCCAGAGAUGAUCCUCCAAUUAAUCUUGUGUUAAGAAACUUGUGUGAGUUGUUCCUGAAGGAGAAAAACGAGAGAUGUUCAUCGGUAUCUGAGGAGAUCUGCAGUUUACACGGUGAGAAACUCAAACUCUUCUGUCUGGAGGACAAACAGCCUUUGUGUGUGAUGUGUGUCACUUUACAGCAACAUGAGAAUCACAAAUUCAAGCCCAUCGAUGAAGCCAUUCCAAUGUGUAAGGAGGAGUUCAAUGCGGCAGUGACGUCCUUAAAGUGGAAACUUAAACGCAGGGAAAAAAUGAAAGGACAGUUGGAGGAAACGCUUCAACACAUCAAGACUCAAGCUGAUCACACAGAGCGUCAGAUUAAACAUGAGUUUGAGAGGCUUCAUCAGUUUCUCCGAGAUGAAGAAGAAGCUACAAUCACUGCACUGAGGGAGGAAGAGGAGCAGAAGAAGCAGAUGAUGAAGGAGAAGCUGGAGGAGAUGAACACACACAUCGCAGCUCUUUCACACACAAUCAAAGACUCGGAGGAGAUGCUGAAAGCCAAUGACGUCUGCUUUCUAAAGGAGUUUCCAGUCUCGAUGGAAAGAGUCCAGAUCUCACAGCCGGAUCCACAGACGCCUUCUGGAGCUUUGAUUAAUGUGUCUUGCUACUUGGGGAACCUGCCGUUCAGAGUCUGGAAGAAGAUGCAGGACAUUGUCUACUAUACUCCUGUGAUUCUGGAUCCAAACACUGCAAAUUCAAGUCUCGUCCUCUCUGAUGAUCUGACCAGUAUGGCAAGAGAUAUAAUUAUAGAACUGCGCCCUCAUAAUCCUGAAAGAUUUGACAGUUAUUGCUGUGUUCUGGGUUCAGAGGGGUUUACCUCAGGAACACACUACUGGGAUGUGGAGGUCAACGAGAGCCCAGGCUGGAGUCUUGGAGUAACUACAGCAUCAAAACAAAGGAAGGGACGAGUUUUCUUCAACACAGAUUUCUGGGGCGUGCAGUGUGGACCGUUUCAGCUGCCUGGCGUUCAGGUUCAGAAGGAUCUUGAGUGUGUGAGAGUUGAUCUGGACUGUGACAGUGGAACAGUGUCUUUCUCUGAUCCUGUAACAAACACACAUCUACACACAUUCACACCCACCCUCACUGAGUCUGUCUUUCCAUUCUUCUGCAGCUAUUUUCCUCUGAGGAUCUUACCACUCGGUAGUAUUCAAAUGUUAGAGGAGUAGGUGAUUAAGUUGUGCAAGGAAUUCUUAGCAAUAGUAAACCUACUUAAGGUCUUG